Messenger RNA from Erigeron canadensis, 825 nucleotides. RefSeq lists its product as uncharacterized. The transcript has 2 exons. Lineage: Eukaryota; Viridiplantae; Streptophyta; Magnoliopsida; Asterales; Asteraceae. The record is from RefSeq and is a predicted model, not a curated record. Bases 1 to 825 code for a protein of 274 amino acids.
AUGCUUGCCUAUUCAAAGCUGCCUCCAAAUCUUUGGGCUGAAGCUGUAGCUACUGCUUGUUUUACUCAGAACAGGUCCAUAAUCAACAAGAGAUUUGAAAAAACUCCAUAUGAGUUUGAACCAAAAGGUGAUGAGGCAUACUUUAUUGGUAGAGAAUCGAUUGCAUAUCGUGCGUACAAUCGUCGAACGAAAAAGAUAGUUGAGAGUAUGAAUGUUCGAUUUGAUAAACUCUCUAGUAUGGUUCUUGAACAAAACAGUUCAAGACCCGAACUUAAUCGACCACAAGCUUCCGCAACAAUAACCGCUUUCAAUGUCAAAUCUCAAUUCAGUACUCUGAUCACAGAGGAUUUGGAUAUUUUGUUUGAAGAAUUCUACUAUGGUCAUCCAAGAGUGUCUGAACCCGGUUUAGAUACAAAUACAGUUUCCAGUACCAUGAAUACUUCUUCAGCACCAAAUGGAGACGAUGAGUCAUCACCGUCACUCAAUUCAGAUAUAUCUUCUCCAUCAUCUAAUUCUCAUCUUCAUACUGCCACUUCUGAGUUACAAGGUCCACAUACUCAUAUUUCUCAAGUGACAAAUCCUGCUACUAAUCCAGAAGUUUAUCACACUAAAGACUUUGUUGAACCAUUGACAACUUCAUUUGAGCAAGUAACUGCACAACAUACUCCGACGUUCAUUGAUACUGAUGAAUUAAAUGAUCCACAAGACCCUCUUCCUCAUUCAACCAAAUGGACUAGAUCUCAUCCGAUUUCUCAAAUAAUUGGCAAUCCGGACUCAGGAAUACAGACAAGAUCUGCGUCUGUAAAUGAACCAAUUAUGUCCUAA